GUCCUUUGUAGCGGCCGCGACUGGUUACCGUCAUACAGCUGCGACACUUUGCGAUUCCAACAUGGCUUCUAGACUAGAGAUCAAUUUUGUUAGAUUAUUGUCUCGCUGUGAAACCAUGGCGUCGGAAAAACGAGGAGAGGCUGAAUGGAGACUGGAGAAGUACGUUGCAGCCCUGGUGGACAUGUUGGUGGCUCUGAGGAAAAGCCCAAGCAAACCGACACAAGAGAUCCUGACUGAAUACACAAGAAAAGUCGAUUUUCUAAAAGGACUUUUAGAGGCAGAGAAACUGGCAUCACCAACAGAGAAGGCCUUAGCCAAUCAGUUCCUCGCUCCGGGUCGUACACCGACAAUAGCCAAUGAGAGGAUGCCAGCCACUAAAACCGUCCACAUUCAGUCGAAGGCGCGAUGUACAGGGGAGAUGAGAGACGAACUGCUCGGCACGCGGACGUUGGUCAAAGCAGAUGGAGACCUGAGAAAUAGAAGAGUUCUUCCUCUGGACGAGCGGCAGUCUGCGGCCGAGCUGGACGCAGUCCUGCAACACCACCACAACCUGCAGGAGAAGCUGGCAGAGGACAUGCUCAACUUGGCCAGAAAUCUCAAAAACAACACUCUGGCUGCUCAGAACAUCAUCAAGCAGGACAAUCAGACUCUGAGUCAGUCCAUGCGUCAAGCCGACCUGAACUUUGAGAAGCUGAAGACGGAGUCGGAGCGCCUGGAGCAACACGCCAAGAAGUCCGUCAACUGGCUGCUGUGGCUGAUGCUCAUCCUGGUCUCCUUCACCUUCAUCAGCAUGAUCCUCUUCAUCAGAAUCUUCCCCAGGCUCAGAUGAUGACGGGCCGGGCCCAGCCCUGUACUCUCAGUCUCCUCUGGUUGCCCCGGCAGCUGAUCGUGUGGGCUCCCCGAGUCUGUGAUGCAGAUCAGCUGUGAGAGGACUGAACCAAGCCGGUUAAACAGACAGACAUUUCUGAGAGCUCGAAAGCGGAGGAGCAGCCGUCAGCCGUCCGCUCUCAGCUGAGCCGGAUCAACUCAGUUGAAGCUGUUGGAGUCAAAUGUUGACUCAUUUAGUUCAAGACAUUCUUAUUUAUAGAUGUUUCAGCCCAGUUUAGUGUUUGCUGCCUUCUAAACUCUUAAUAACUGGUGGAUGACGAGCUAAUCAGACGUAAUAAUGGAAUGAACUAAAAGCUUCUAUAGAGGGCGUCAGCUUCCAGCCACAGAUCUGAUAACCGACUGGACGAUCCAUUUAUAAAAGACACUAAUUGUUAAAGAUGUCCGAAUAUUCUCUAUUCUUUUUGCUGAAUUGAUUUACCUCCGUCGUCAGUCCAGAGCGUUGUUCGUGUUUUCUGUUUGAGUCUGGUUUAGUGAUGACUUUUGAGGCUGCAGCUGUUGAUGAAGUAAGUUUGUGUUAGUAAAGAUUUGCUGCGUGUCGA
Molecule: messenger RNA, 1427 nt
Organism: Gambusia affinis (western mosquitofish)
Lineage: Eukaryota; Metazoa; Chordata; Actinopteri; Cyprinodontiformes; Poeciliidae
Gene: use1
Product: unconventional SNARE in the ER 1 homolog (S. cerevisiae)
Exons: 8
Coding region: 62-829 (255 amino acids)
Biological process (GO): retrograde vesicle-mediated transport, Golgi to endoplasmic reticulum
Cellular component (GO): endoplasmic reticulum; SNARE complex
Molecular function (GO): SNAP receptor activity
Source: RefSeq, a predicted model, not a curated record